AUGGAAUGUAAUAAGGAUGAAGCUAGAAGAGCAAUUGAUAUUGCAUUGAGGAAACUUUCAGAGACCGAUUACAACGGAGCCAAGAAAUUCGUUAACAAGGCUCGAAAUUUGUAUCCGAAUCUUGAUGGUUUGGAACAAGUUUUGGUGAUGAUCGACGUUUAUAACUCUGCAUCAAACAAGAUCAUCGGAGGAGAAUCGGAUUGGUAUGGAGUCUUGGGCGUAGAUCCUUCGGCUGAUGAUGAAACAGUGAAGAAACGGUACAAGAAGUUAGCUCUGUUGCUUCAUCCGGACAAGAACCGGUUUAGUGGAGCGGAAGGCGCGUUUAAGCUGGUUUCAGAUGCUUGGUGUCUAUUAUCCGACAAGGCUAAGAGGUUUAGGUUUGAUCAGAAGAGAAAACUGAAAGAAGCUGAAGAGAGAAAGAGAGAAUCAAAGCGACAACACGAGGCAGCUUCUUGUAAUGUGAGUGGAAAUGCGAAACAAGAACAACAGUACCCGAGCGCCAAUCCUCAAGCAGCAACAAGCAGAAAAGGCGCCAGUGAUGCUUCUUCCUCAACUUUAGCAUCUGAUAGGGCAAAGGCGGCUGCUGCUGCUGCCGCCGCUGCUGCUGCUGCUGCUGCCGCCGCUGCUGCUGCUGCUGCUGCCGCCGCUGCUGCUGCUGCCGCUGCUGCCGCUGCUGCCGCUGCUGCUGCUGCCGCUGCUGCUGCUGCCGCUGCUGCUGCUGCUGUUGCUGCUAGACGAAAAGCAACUGAAGAGAGAAAGAGAGAAUCAAACCAACAACGCGAGGCAGCUUCUUGUAAUGUGAAUGGAAAUGCGAAACAAGAUCAACAGUCGAGCGCCAAUCCUCAAGCAGCAGCAAGCAGAAAAGGCGCCAGUGAUGGUUCUUCUUCAACUUCAGCAUCUGAUAGCGCAAAGGCUGCUAGACGAAAAGCAAAGGAAGCAGAGAUGUCUUUCAAAAAACCAAACUAUACUUUUGAAGAUCCAAACUCUACCCUUGAAGCACAGAGGCUUUUCAAGAGACCAGUGAACUCUACUCUUGAAGCUCAGAGGCUUUUCAAGCGACCCAUGACAACAGAAGAUCCAAACUCUACUCUUGAAGCUCAGAAGAUUUUCAAGAGACCCAUGACAACAGAAGAUCCAAACUCUACUCUUGAAGCUCAGAGGCUUUUCAAGAGACCCAUGACAACAGGAGGAAACGCAAACUUUGCUGGAGAUCCUAACUCUACUUUUGAAGCAGCCAGGUUGUUCAAGAGGCCGGUGAUGUGA
Thlaspi arvense is the source of this 1263-nucleotide messenger RNA. The record is from the annotation of a GenBank genome assembly. Lineage: Eukaryota; Viridiplantae; Streptophyta; Magnoliopsida; Brassicales; Brassicaceae.